AUGAGAAGGGAGUGCCAUCCAUUGUUAAGGGGAGGGAGAAGGGAUAACAAAUAUAAACAUGGGUUUUCUGAAGCUGAGAUGGAGUCACUAGCUAGCAUAUGUGAGGUUGUGUUGCCUCCUUUGCCAAAGGAUACUCUUAAGAUCAUAAAGGAAGACCAAGCUGAUGAAGAGCCUAACAAGUUUGUGCAAUCCUUCUGGAACAUUUCUGCUUCUGGCUAUCCAAUUCCACAUGAGGUUGCCGAGAUAUUAGUGAAGAGGGGGUUAAUAGAAGCAGUAAUACUGAUUAGAGUGGUUUUAUGGCUGCUAGCAACAAGGCUGGGCACUUUGUUGUUUUGUGGUCUGCUCUGUCUUGGUGGGAAAUGGCCCUUUAUCAACAACUUCUCAAACAUAUCUUUGGAGAAAAGAGAAAAGGUUGUGCAAAGGUGGCUGAAGCAUAGGUUCCUCACACCUAUUAGACUGGCGUUUGCUUACAUCAAAGUCUUGUGCCUCUUUGUUUUUUUCUCUUGGGUUGAUGAAAAUGGUGAAAACCCAGCAUGGAAAGCCAUUGGAUAUGAGGUAUCAGCUGAGGAGAAAUUGACCAACGCCUCCAACACUAGGCCUCUUGAAAAGGGGAUUAUAGAAACCAUGCAUGAAUCUGACUCAACAAUUCUAGAAUCUCUUGCUAAGAAAGGCCUCAGUGUUACACUGGACACCAAAAGCAAUAUCCUCAAAGUGAAAUGUGAUGCACUAGUUGUUGGGUCAGGUUGUGGUGGUGGUGUUGCAGCUGCUGUUCUUUCAAGUGCUGGCCACAAGGUGGUUGUUCUUGAGAAAGGCAACUAUUUUGUUCCUAAGGAUUAUUCAUCUCUAGAAGGGCCUUCCAUGGAUCAAUUAUAUGAAACUGGAGGGAUCCUUGCUUCUGUGGACUCUAGAAUACUGGUUUUGGCGGGAUCAACUGUGGGUGGUGGUUCUGCUGUUAAUUGGUCUGCUUGCAUUAGAACACCACACAAAGUACUGAAAGAGUGGUCUGAAGAGCACAAGCUUUCCUUCUUUUCAAGCCAAGAAUAUCUCUCUGCAAUGGAAACUGUGUGUGAGAGGAUUGGUGUCACAGAUAAUUGUACACAAGAGGGGUUCCAAAAUCAAGUACUGAGAAAAGGGUGUCAAAAUCUUGGCCUUAAAGUUGACUAUGUGCCAAGAAAUUCAUCAGGGAAUCAUUACUGUGGCUCAUGUGGUUAUGGUUGUCCAAAAGGAGAGAAACAAGGGACUCAGGCUACAUGGCUUGUAGAUGCUGUUGACAAAGGUGCUGUAAUAAUAACAGGAUGCAAAGCUGAGAGGUUCUUGUUGGAAAGAAACAGAAGUGGAAAUGGCAGAAAGGAGAAAUGCUUGGGAGUGAUGGCAAAAGCAUUAACCAGCAGGGUCACAAUAAAGCUGCAAAUUGAGGCCAAAGUGACUAUUUCUGCUGGUGGGGCACUUUUAACACCCCCUUUGAUGAUCUCUAGUGGAUUAAAGAAUAAGAACAUUGGAAGGAACCUUCACCUCCAUCCUGUCCUAAUGACAUGGGGAUACUUCCCAGAAUCAAAUUCAGAACUCAAAGGUAAAGUCUACGAGGGAGGCAUAAUCACUUCAGUCCAUAAAGUACCAUCAACAGACCCAAAAUCUGAUUCAAGAGCCAUAAUUGAAACCCCUUUGCUAGGACCAGCAUCCUUUGCUUCACUAUGUCCUUGGGAAUCUGGACUAGACUUCAAAGAAAGAAUGCUAAAUUACCCAAGAACUUCACAUUUGAUCACAAUAAUAAGAGACAUGGCUUGUGGACAGGUAACAACUGAAGGAAGGAUCAACUACAAAUUGAAUGCAAUUGACAAAGAGAAUAUGAAGGCUGGCUUGAAGCAAGCAUUGAGGAUUCUAAUAGCUGCAGGAGCAGUUGAAGUAGGCACACACAGAAGUGAUGGUCAGAGAAUUAAGUGUAGUGGAAUUAGUGAAAAUGAAGUGCAAGAGUUCUUAGAUACUGUGGAUCCAAUGGAGGGAGCACUUUCACCAGGUAAGAAUUGGAACAUAUAUUGUUCUGCACAUCAAAUGGGAAGUUGCAGAAUGGGUAUCAAUGAAAAACAAGGUGCAGUUGAUGAAAAUGGAGAAACAUGGGAGGCUGAAGGCUUAUUUGUUUGUGAUGCAAGUGUGCUUCCAACAGCUGUUGGUGUCAAUCCCAUGAUCACAAUCCAAGCAACUGCAUAUUGUAUCUCAAAUAGAAUAUUAGAUUAUCUUGGAAGGGAUCAAAUGUCAUAA
Molecule: messenger RNA, 2256 nt
Organism: Abrus precatorius (Indian licorice)
Lineage: Eukaryota; Viridiplantae; Streptophyta; Magnoliopsida; Fabales; Fabaceae
Product: long-chain-alcohol oxidase FAO1-like
Exons: 3
Coding region: 1-2256 (751 amino acids)
Molecular function (GO): long-chain-alcohol oxidase activity; flavin adenine dinucleotide binding
Source: RefSeq, a predicted model, not a curated record